Messenger RNA from Perkinsus marinus ATCC 50983, 1152 nucleotides. RefSeq lists its product as hypothetical. The transcript has a single exon. Bases 1 to 1152 code for a protein of 383 amino acids. Lineage: Eukaryota; Perkinsozoa; Perkinsida; Perkinsidae. The record is from RefSeq and is a predicted model, not a curated record.
AUGGCAUGCCUACGUUGUAUGAAUCUAGUAUUGUAUCUGUCGCCUGAUUCGAUACUUCUUAAAUCCGGUGUUGCUGACUCCGCUGUUCGUUCUAUCGGUUUGACUGAUGAUAAGCAGUCUCAAGAAGCUGGGAUUCAGACUCAUGCUGCUGCUGAUGCCACUAUAAUUGCUAACAGCGUUUCUUAUUUGCACCCGGCUUCGGAGUCUCAAUUCGGGGAUACAGAGGAAAUGGGUCUGAAUUUCAUGAUGUUGUGCGAGCCUGAGGAGCCUCAAUCCGAGUUGCAUAUGAUACUGUCUAGUGAGGCUUCCUCAAGGUUCGAAGAAUUCUGUGGACCCACUCUUCUGGCCUCGGAUACUGAGCCUGAAGUUUCCUCAUUUGAUAUUGUUGAUGAGGAUGUCGAGGGUUGCAAUAAGACUCGUUAUGUAGGACUUGUCAAAGAUAACCAUAUUGAUUUAGAAGGUCGUACAACAGUAGUUGAUCGUUUUACUUAUGAUAUACCGUGGCUCAGUAGUAAGCGCCCAGUGAUCCCUGAUUUAAACGCUAUUAAAAAGGCUCUUGAUGCCGAUCGUAAGUUCUGUGACCGUUUACGUGAGUCAGGACAUCUGGAUUCUUAUUCAUUGAGUGCUAAAGUUCGGGAUGCCUUACCACCUUGCGAUUUGAAUCAAGGCCGAUUUGAAGAUCUAUACAACAGCUUGAAGCUCCAACUCCGACAUCAGUACUACGAUCCGGGUGACAUCAUCAAGCUUAGGGCUGAGUUUAACAGCUUGAAACAGAAGUCAGGGGAGUUGGUCUCUGAUCAUUUGUAUACAGUGGAUCAAUAUGCUAGUCGACUGAGGUUACAAGGUGAUGUUGUGACUGAUGACCAGUUAUAUGACCUUCUAUGUAAUAGUCUAAUGGCUCCGUAUAAUGACUGGAUUCUGGCUUAUCGGUUACAGAAUGUGGCUUAUGAACAUGCUCGUAUGAUGGUCCUCAGUCGGAGUCGUUCUCUCAAUAAGCAGCAGACUCAGAGUAUGGAGAAGACAUUGCCUACGCUGCUGAGGUCACCAGUGACAGAAGUUCACAUUGCAAAGACUGUGGAUACCUAUCCGCAGGAAUCCUGCGGCAGGAUGAAGAGACGACUCAAAUGUUGGCCUUACCAUCUCAAUCUGUGA